ACAAAAAAAAAACCAAAACAAACAAGAACAAAUUUAACAUUUCAUUAGAAAAAUAUUAAAUUUUUAACUUCUUAACAAAAUAUUAUAAUUUCUUUCUUAAAAUAACAAUAUGUCGCGCAAAAAAUGGACUGCUCUAGAUAAACCACCAUUAUCUGAACCGGUUUUAGAAAUUAUACAAGAUAUGGGCUUUAGUUUAAUGACACCAGUACAGACCGCUACUAUACCCUUGCUAUUGGCUCGUAAAGAUGUCUCUGCAGAAGCUGUUACCGGUUCUGGUAAAACUUUAGCUUUUCUUGUGCCUCUUUUGGAAAUGCUACAGCGUCGCCAUAAAGAAACCCCUUGGUUGCCUAAAGAAAUAGGUGCUUUAAUUAUAUCACCCACUAGAGAGUUGGCUUUACAGAUAUCAGAAGUAUUGGAACGUUUUUUGGAACAUGAAGAAUUAAACUAUUUACGCCAGAAACUUAUAGUGGGUGGCAACAGUAUAGAGGAUGAUAUUAAAACAUUGUUAAAAGAUGGUCCUUGUAUAUUGGUAUGCACACCAGGCAGAUUAGAGGAUUUAUUUCAACGUAAAGGUGAUUUGAAUUUGGCAGCUAGAAUGAAAAGUUUGGAAUUUUUGGUUUUAGAUGAAGCUGAUCGUUUAUUGGAUUUGGGUUUUAAAGCUACCAUUAAUAAUAUUUUGGCCUAUUUACCACGUCAAAGACGUACUGGACUAUUUUCAGCCACACAAACUACCGAAGUAACAGAUCUUAUAAGAGCUGGUCUCCGUAAUCCUGUUUUGGUAUCGGUCAAAGAGAAAUCGACCAUUAAUACACCUAUUCGUUUACAAAACUACUAUACUUUAUUGGAGGCCGAUGAGAAAUUUAUAGCUUUAUUACAUUUUCUCAAGUCUAGUAAAGCUAAAGAUAGCAAAAUUAUGGUUUUCUUUCCCACCUGUGCCUGUGUUGAAUACUGGUCGGAAAUAAUGCCACAAUUUCUAAAAGAUCGUUCCAUUCUAGGGAUACAUGGAAAAAUGAAAAAUAAACGUAAAAAUAUUAUAGAACGUUUUCGUAAAGAAGAUAAAUCGAUAUUGUUGUGUACGGACGUGUUGGCCAGAGGUUUAGAUGUGCCCGAAAUUGACUGGGUUAUACAGUGGGAUCCUCCCUCGAAUGCUGCCAGUUUUGUACAUCGUGUGGGACGUACCGCUCGCCAGGGUAAUGAGGGCAAUGCUUUGGUAUUCCUUUUGCCCUCGGAAGAUGCUUAUGCGACAUUUUUGAAAAUCAACCAAAAAGUGGAGUUAGAAGAAAUGGAUGAUUUAGGCUUUGAUAGGAAUCAACUAAAACCCACUUUGGAAAAAUUACAUAAAUUACAGGCCUCCGAUAAGGGUUUGUAUGACAAGGGUGUCAGAGCUUUCGUCUCACACAUACAAGCCUAUAGAAAACAUGAAUGUAAUGCUAUUUUAAGAUUAAAAGAUAUGGACAUGGGCAAAGCUGCCACAGGUUAUGGUCUUCUGCAAAUGCCCCGUAUGCCUGAAUUAAAGACCUUAAAUGCCGAUAAUUUCAUAGCACCUAACUUUGAAGUUGAUGUCAAUAAGUUAACCUAUAAAAAUGCCCAAAAAGAACAGGCUAGACAGGAAAAAGUAAAAACCUACGAAGAGACCGGACAGUGGCCGGGCAAAAAGAAACAUAAAAAACAAACUGAAGCUUGGGACCAAACGAAAAAGGCUAAAAUGGAUGUUAAGACCAAAAAAGAACUAAGAAAAGCUAAAAAACAACGUAAAAAAGCAGAUGAAGCAGCCAAUGGAGCGAAAGGAAAGAAACGCAAACAACAAUUUACCCAAGAAGAUCUCGAUGAGUUGGCCAAUGAUAUACGUUUAUUUAAGAGAUUGAAAAAGAACAAAAUUAGCGAGGAAGAUUUUAAUAAAGAAAUGGGUAUAGAUGAGGAUUAAAUUAGAACUAUUAGGAGGAAGUGUAUAUACAAUUAGAUGUUGUAUUAAUGUUAAAAAUAAGUUUUGCAAGUAAUUUUAUUGAUAAAAAUAAAAAACUUUAAAAUUUUAUAAAAAAA
This is a messenger RNA of Lucilia cuprina (Australian sheep blowfly), 2040 nucleotides long. RefSeq names its product probable ATP-dependent RNA helicase DDX55 homolog. The record is from RefSeq and is a predicted model, not a curated record. Gene Ontology annotation, cellular component: nucleolus. The transcript is spliced from 3 exons. Gene Ontology annotation, molecular function: nucleic acid binding; RNA helicase activity; ATP binding. Lineage: Eukaryota; Metazoa; Arthropoda; Insecta; Diptera; Calliphoridae. The coding region runs from base 110 to 1924 and encodes 604 amino acids.